AUGACACAACACGUUAAUUUGGUUGCUUUACUUUUGUGUCUCGGAUUAAUGUGUCCUGUUGUAACUGGAAUUUUUAUGGACAAGCUUGCCAGCAGGAAGCUGUGUGUUGAUGAUGACUGUGUCUACACCAUUUCCCUUGCCAGAGCAGAAGAGGAUUACAAUGCUCCAGACUGCAGAUUCAUUAAUAUUAAAAAAGGGCAGUUGAUUUAUGUUUACUCAAAACUAGUGAAAGAAGACGACUCUGGAGAAUUCUGGGCUGGAAGUGUUUAUGGAGAACAGUAUGAAGACCAUAUGGGGACAGUUGGUUAUUUCCCUAGCAGUUUAGUCUCAGAACAACAUGUCUAUCAAGAAGCAAAUAAGACUGUUUGUAUAAUGGAACUGUGUAAGGAUAAAGGCUUACAUAUGACUCAUAAAUCCAGAAUAGAGACGGGUACUCUGCCUCGGCAACUAAAGCCUAAAUGCGACCCCGAGUGCCCUCCUGUGGCAGCCCAACACCGGGUAAAGCUCCGUCUGCCCUCAGAGCUCCCGGUGCCUCAGCGUGGAGAACCUUCCAGAAGGGCGGGAUCGAGCGCCCACCAGCACGGCAGCCAAUCGGAAUUGGGCACUCUCUGCCCCCUCGCGCCCCCAGCUCACGGGCCGGGGCGGGGAGGAAGGGGCCGCCUGAGGCAUAAUGGCUGCGAGGGUGCUAGUCCUGGUCUGGUCAUCGUCCUGUCAGCCCUCCGCUGCCUCCACCCUCUGCUUCCUCCACCCAGGACAGGGGGACGCGUGGGGAGCUGUUGGGCUGAGCCUCCUGCCCCCCAGAGGGUGAGGUUGUGCUACUCAGUGUUAGACAUGCCUAUGGCUGAAAGUGGUGGUGCUAUUCAGCCUCCAUGUUGUCAGUUCGGCCUCAAAAAUGUAGACAGGCUUGUGGAUCUUGCUGUUAACUCGGAAGAAAAGGGUGAGAGGAAAGUGCAGAAGGAAGUAGCUAUUCAAGGAUACUCAAAACAGCCAUGGCAAAAAAUUGAUAACUCUGUGGUUCAGGCUGUUAAGCUAGGUCAUCCCAUGCUAUUUGCAGCAUACGUCCACUUUUUAAGAACAACUUGCUUAUUCUCUGAAAUCUAUAGGCAAGGAGAGGCUAUUGGUCUCUUGUCAUAUCCUGUCGGGGGAUGCAACGGGUCUGCGGAAUGCCUGACAAUUCGAGAACAGCGUGACCUUGAGCAGCUUGUAGUGUAUCCUUGA
Molecule: messenger RNA, 1218 nt
Organism: Haliaeetus leucocephalus (bald eagle)
Lineage: Eukaryota; Metazoa; Chordata; Aves; Accipitriformes; Accipitridae
Gene: OTOR
Product: otoraplin
Exons: 8
Coding region: 1-1218 (405 amino acids)
Biological process (GO): cartilage condensation
Molecular function (GO): protein binding
Source: RefSeq, a predicted model, not a curated record